AUGCGGCCCCGCCGCCCUCUGCUGCAGCCCCGCCGCUCUCACCUGAGGCCCCGCCGCUUUCACCUGCGGCCCCGCCCCUCUCGUUGGCGGCCCCGCCGCUCUCAUCUGCGGCCUCGUCACCUGCUGCAGCGCCGCCCGCCACCCGGGCUUCCCGACCCGCCCUACCCAGCCGAGCAGCCGACCACUGCGCCGCCCUGCAGCAGCACCGUCGAGCCGCCUGGGCAACCGAGCAGCCGGACAGCCGGCCGCCGAGCCGCCGAGCAGCCCUGCAGCCGAGCCGCCCAGAACCCGAGCCGCCCUGCAGCUGAUCCGCCUAGCAGCCGAGCCGCCGUACAGUCCAGCCGCUGGACCGCCGAGCUGCACUGCAGCCGAGCCGCCCAGCAGCCCAGUAGCCGAGCCGCCGAUCUGCCGAGCCGCCUUACUGCCGAGCGGCCCUACUGCCCAGCCGCCCGAGCUGCUCUGUCCGCCGUUAACUUUGACGUCUGGGUUGAUGACCUGCAGCUGUUCUUACAGUGCGAUAGGGCAGACGGUCUCUCUCUCUUUGACCUCACCUCUGGCGCCUCUCCUUCCCCUGCUGCUGAUGGUGACGCCACUGUUCGCUCCCAGUGGGCCACGCGCGACGCUGCUGCACGUCUUGCUGUGCGUCGCCACCUCCCUACCUCCGAGCGUGCGCACUUUAGUCAGUACAAGAGUGCUCAGACCUUGUACGACGCUGUAGUUGCACGCUACUCCUCCCCUGCCACUGCUGCACUGAGCCUCACUCGCCUCCCUGACUCCCUUCGCGUAGUCAGGGACCACUUCCUCACAGUCUCUCCCACCACUCUCACUGUUGACCUCCUCGAGAAGUCCCUUCUAGCGGCCGAGAAGAGCAUAGUCGCUGUAGGGGCCUCUAGUGGUGACUCGCGCACCCCCAUCUUUGUGGGGUGCUCCCCCUCCCCCCUUCUGCCCUCUGUUGCCUCUGCUGCUACGGCCGACCUCCUUGGUCUUGAGUCGGUCGAUGCGGCGUCCGCCCCUAGCGGGAGACGCCGCUCUGGCAAGGGCAAGGGGGCCAUAGGCGUUGGAGGAGCGAGCGGGAGCGGUGGAGGUGGAGGCGGCGGGGGGAGUGGGGGUGGCGGUGGGAGUGGAGGUGGGGGAGGAGGUGUCGGUGGCGGCAGCGGAGGCGGCAGCGGCGGUGGUGGUGGGAGCGGGGGUGGCGGAGGUGGUGGCGGUGGAGGCGGCAGCGGAGGUGGCAGUGGUAGCGGAGGCGGCGGAGGCGGCGGGGGUGGCGGUGGAGCUGGUCGCGGGUCUACACAGAGGAGUGGUUCCGGUGGUGGCCAGCGCCAGCAGCAGCAGCGCGGUCAUGAGACCUUGUCCCCUCAGCAGCUCUGUGAGUGGUACACUACACGCCAGCGGGGUGGGGGUUUUGGUCCGUGUACCUACGUCCUGCGCACCGGCGACCGUGCGGUCGCUAUCUAUGAUCUUGAUUUUGAUGCUAUUAUUUCUGCCAUGUAUGCUGUGUCUAUUAGUGAUGAGGGUGACUGUUACCGGUGUUUCUCGCCCGAUCCUGGCCUUGGGACUGCUGCUCUAGGUACUGGUGAGGCUGCUGCCCUAGGUGCUUGUGACGCUGCUGCUCUAGGUGCUAGUGCGUCUGCGUCCUCAGGUACUGGUGAGUCUGCGCUCUCAGGUACUACGUCGGCUUCGGCCUCCCUCACCUUCACCCUUGACUCUGGAGCUUCUCGCUCCUUCUUUCGGGACCGCACCACACUCACGCCGCUUAGUCGGCCGGUUGCGGUGUCUCUGGCUGACCCCUCUGGGGGUCCUGUCCUGUCUCACUUCUCCACAGUCCUCCCGUGUCCGGCGGCUCCCUCUAGCACCCUGUCUGGUCUCUACCUCCCCUCGUUCUCUACGAACCUGGUGAGUAGUGCUGACCUACAGGAUAAGGGAGUACACCAGUUCACUCCUGCGCGUCAGCGGGUGACGCACUGCACAGAGGCUAGCACAGGCCGACACCUGGCUACGUUUACCCGUCAGCCGGGGUCGAGCCUGUACACACUGACCACUGCGUCUCCUCCAGUUGCUGCGUCGGGUCAGGUGUUUGCUGCAGCGUCCAGGGCCCUGGCCCUACCUGUGUCCCCUGUGUCGAGGGGCGCCAGCGGGCUGCCCCUCACUCCUCCCAGUUUCCUCUGA
Messenger RNA from Closterium sp. NIES-65, 2166 nucleotides. The record is from the annotation of a GenBank genome assembly. NCBI's taxonomy places the organism in Eukaryota, Viridiplantae, Streptophyta, Zygnematophyceae, Desmidiales, Closteriaceae.